AUGGAUAUCAUUUCAGAUAUAUUACGUAGAAACACUGAAAUAUUACAAAUUAUCAUCAAAGCUACAGUUUUAAAGGGAGAAAGUAACUCUUUAUUGAUCAAUGGUCGAAGAGGUGUUGGUAAACAUCAUCUACUCAAAGAAGCUAUAAAACAGUGCAAAGAGGAUUCACUUAUCAACUCUAAACUUUCUGUGGUUUAUUUAAAUGGUCUAGUUCAUACUGAUGAUCGUUCUGCUGUCAAGUCUAUAGCCAAACAACUACAUCAAGAAGCUUUGUUAGACAAUUUAAUUGACCACCAAACGUCAGAUGAUAAAUCCUCCAAUGAAUCAUACAAUAAAACAAAGAAUUUACCAUUUUCACAACAGCUUAGUUUAUUUUUGAGUAAAGUGACUGGAGGGAAACACGAGAUGCAGCAGAAAGCUGUUUUAAUUAUUCUCAGUGAAUUCGAUUUAUUUGCUCUACAUAACAAACAAUUGCUAUUGUAUAAUUUAUUUGAUUGUUGUCAGCAGUCUGCGGAGUCUAGAAUUUGUGUUAUUGGAUUAACAUGUCGUUUAGAUAUUAUGGAGUUGCUAGAAAAGCGUGUCAAGUCAAGAUUUUCACAUCGUCAAAUUUAUCUUUGCUCGCCUGCUGCACCAAUUGACAACACCGAUUCUUAUGCAUUAAAUGAUCAACAUGCAAAUACACGUUCAAAACCAUUUGAACAAUUUUGUGAAAUAUGCAAACACCUGUUAAGUAUUAACAGUACAGAUUUAACACGCUUUCCAACAGUGCCAUCAUCAUCAUCAUCAUCAUCACCGAAAGAAUCUCAUGAGUUGCAUGUCUUGCUUAAAUCAUGGAAUAAUCAUAUUUCAAAAUUAAUGCUUGAUGAGAUUGUUGUCGAUUCAUUACGACAAGCAUGGUCGAUUUCAAUUCCAAUAGUUGCUUCACUCAGCCCUGAACACAAUCGUAUUGAACCGGUGCAAUUUAUUGAUUCUUUAUGCGCAUUACAACAAGAUUCAAAGUUGACUGCACUUAAAGGUUGCUCCGUGUUAGAACUUUUCUUGAUUACUGCUAUGGUUAAACUACAAGAGAUUAAUGAUGGGAAACCGGUGAAUUUUGAACACUUGUAUUCUGAAUACUUAAAAUUUUGUCGUUCAAGUUGUCCAGGUUAUUUAUACGAUAAACCAGUUGUAAUGAAAGCGCUGGACAAUUUAAUUGACAGUGAAUUGAUUAUCUCUGGUAAAUCAGCUGUCAGUGCAUCAUUUGGCUUAUCUACGAUGAGUGCUAAUGAUGGUGUCGUCGGUGGGUGUAAAACAACAACAGGUGGUUGGAAUUCGUCUACAGGCUCUGUCUUACCAAAUUAUCGUCCACUAUUCUGUUAUGUUGACAGUGAUAUUUUAUCCUCUUGCCUAGACACUUAUCCAAAUUGUCCAGUUGAAUUAAAGCAUUGGAUACAUUCGAGGACUUUUUAAUUGUUCCGUUGUUGUUGUUGCUGUUGUCAGUGUAUUCAUGGUCUUGCUUUAGAUUUUAUGUUCUUUUUUUAAAAAAAACCUUAUUUUUGAUAUAACAUUGCAUUUAUUGUCCAAUACUUGUAUGUUAUUAUUGCUUUUGUUACAUCGAAAGAUAUAAAAUUAUUUGUGAG
This is a messenger RNA of Trichobilharzia regenti, 1619 nucleotides long. The record is from the annotation of a GenBank genome assembly. Lineage: Eukaryota; Metazoa; Platyhelminthes; Trematoda; Strigeidida; Schistosomatidae.